AUGAGAGAUGGCAAUUGGAAUUAUGUGGAGAAACCUUAUAUUUCACCUUUAACAUUUGAGAUUAUAUUAAAAUACAUGUACACUGGUUCAAUAUCUAUCAGAAAUCUAGAUAGCAUAAAGAUUAUGGAGAUUAUUGAGACAGCAAAAGAAUUUCUACUUUAUGAAUUAGUUGAAUAUUUAAAUAGUAAUUAUAACACUAUUAUUAAAAAUACGGAAGAAUUGAAUUCGAAUGAAAAAAUUCAUACAAUUGAUAAUAAUAAUAAUAAUAUAAGAUCAAUAUCAGGGCCAAGAUCGAAUAAAAAAUGUGGUAGAAUUCAACUUGUUGGUGCGGGUCCUGGUAAUCCUCAUUUAUUAACACAGGCAGCCUGUAAUGCUAUUCAAGAAGCUGAUUUGGUGUUAGCUGACAAAUUAAUUCCAGAGGAGGUUUUAAAAUUGGUUCCUUCAGACACUGAAUUAAUAGUCGCAACUAGGAAAUUUUGUGCAAAUGCUGAUGCAAUUCAAGAAGAAAUAAAUCAAACAAUUUUACAAGCUUUAAAUAAUGGAAGACAUGUUGUUAGAUUAAAACAGGAUCCAUUUUUGUUUGGUCGUGGUGGCGAGGAAUUUCUAUUCUUUAAAUCUCAUGGUUACAUUCCUAAUGUUAUCCCUGGUAUUUCUUCUUGUUUGUCCGCUCCAUUAUAUGCCAACAUCCCUGUCACUCAUAGAGGAGUUGCAUCUCAAUUGUUGAUAUGUACAGGAACUGGACGUAAAAAUUCUCUUCCUGACAUUCCUAUAUAUAAUUCAUGUAGAACAACUGUUUUCUUAAUGGCUAUUCAUAGAAUUAAACAAUUAAUUACUGAUUUGAUUAAUGAUGGAAAAUAUCCGCCCGAGUGUCCUUGUGCUGUCAUUGAGAAGGCAAGUUGCAAAGAUCAAAGAGUCAUUCACGGAACAUUAGCUACCAUAGCUGAUAUUAUAAAUAGAGCGGGCACUAACCCACCUGGGACUUUGGUUGUAGGAUGGACUUGUUUAACUUUAUCUAAAGAUUAA
Entrophospora sp. SA101 is the source of this 1023-nucleotide messenger RNA. NCBI's taxonomy places the organism in Eukaryota, Fungi, Glomeromycota, Glomeromycetes, Entrophosporales, Entrophosporaceae. The record is from the annotation of a GenBank genome assembly.